Polyodon spathula (Mississippi paddlefish) is the source of this 3674-nucleotide messenger RNA. RefSeq names its product mothers against decapentaplegic homolog 4. Lineage: Eukaryota; Metazoa; Chordata; Actinopteri; Acipenseriformes; Polyodontidae. The record is from RefSeq and is a predicted model, not a curated record. The transcript is spliced from 12 exons. Gene Ontology annotation, biological process: BMP signaling pathway; SMAD protein signal transduction; transforming growth factor beta receptor signaling pathway. Gene Ontology annotation, molecular function: RNA polymerase II cis-regulatory region sequence-specific DNA binding; I-SMAD binding; DNA-binding transcription factor activity, RNA polymerase II-specific. Bases 348 to 2009 code for a protein of 553 amino acids. Gene Ontology annotation, cellular component: heteromeric SMAD protein complex.
GUAACAACCAGCACCCAAAGAGAGAGCAGAGGCGGAUGGAUGGAGGCUGAUUUUGAGGGGUUUUUUUUCUCUCCAUUGUGCUAAACUUCCACUUUGAAUUUAACACCAGUGGAAAAGGCAUCUCAACCCAGAUGAGUCUAGACCCCAUCGCGUCACAGACAGAUUACCUUCCAGGCAGUUGCGCUUGUGAACUUGUAGGUUUUCUCAGUUUGAUUUUGCUUGGGGACAGCAGGCAGUGUGCAUUGGUGCACUGUGCACACAUUCCUACAGACACUCUCUCCCCUUCCCUUUUCUUGUUUUUAAAUUAAGCAGAGUCUUUUCGAAGCAGGGGACAUCGCAUAUUUAAAAUGUCCAUCACCAACACGCCAACAAGCAACGAUGCUUGUUUGAGCAUCGUUCACAGCCUCAUGUGCCACAGGCAGGGUGGGGAGAGCGAGACCUUUGCCAAAAGGGCCAUUGAGAGCCUGGUGAAGAAGCUUAAAGAAAAGAAGGAUGAGCUGGACUCCCUCAUCACGGCUAUCACCACCAACGGAGCUCAUCCCAGCAAGUGUGUCACCAUACAGAGGACACUGGAUGGGAGGCUGCAGGUUGCUGGUCGCAAAGGGUUUCCCCAUGUUAUCUAUGCUCGUCUCUGGAGGUGGCCUGAUCUUCACAAAAAUGAAUUGAAACACGUCAAAUACUGUCAGUAUGCCUUUGACCUGAAAUGUGACAAUGUCUGUGUGAACCCUUACCACUACGAACGGGUUGUGUCACCUGGCAUAGACCUUUCAGGAUUGACAUUACAAAGUUCUGCUACCUCAGGCCUUCUAGUGAAAGAUGAGUUUCAUGAGUAUGUGGAGGGGCCGCAGUCCCUGCCCAGUGAAGGGCACUUGAUUCAGACAAUUCAACACCAGCCAAGCAGCCGGCCUGCCACUGAGGCCUACAACACACCAGCCAUGCUACCGCCUUCAGAAUCCAGUAGUUCCAGCUCCACCAGCUUUCCCAGCAUUCCUGUGGCUUCUUCAAGCCAGUCCAGCACUAUGUUACCAGGAAGCCACAGUGAUGGACUUCUUCAGAUUGCUUCUGCUGCUCAGCCUGGAUCACAGCAAAAUGGUUUCCAGGCACAGCCUGCUACUUACCACCACAACCCAACUUUAACCUGGUCAGGAAGCAGGACAGUAACAUAUACUCCCAACAUGCCCCACAACCAGAAUGGGCAUCUCCAGCACCACCCGCCCAUGCAACAUCCAGGGCACUAUUUCUCUUCUUUUCCAGGGCAAGUGCACAAUGAACUUGCUUUCCAACCACCAAUAUCUAACCAUCCAGCUCCUGAGUACUGGUGCUCGAUUGCUUAUUUUGAGAUGGAUGUUCAGGUGGGGGAGACCUUCAAGGUGCCUUCAACCUGCCCCAUAGUCACUGUGGACGGCUAUGUAGAUCCAUCUGGAGGAGAUCGGUUUUGUCUGGGUCAGCUGUCCAACGUUCACAGGACAGAAGCCAUCGAGAGAGCCAGGUUGCACAUUGGAAAAGGUGUACAGUUGGAGUGUAAAGGAGAAGGAGAUGUCUGGGUCAGGUGCCUCAGUGAUCACGCUGUUUUUGUCCAGAGCUACUACUUGGAUAGGGAGGCUGGCCGAGCACCUGGGGAUGCAGUUCACAAAAUUUAUCCAAGCGCGUAUAUAAAGGUGUUUGACUUGCGGCAGUGCCAUCGGCAGAUGCAACAGCAAGCUGCCACAGCGCAGGCUGCAGCUGCUGCUCAGGCUGCAGCAGUGGCUGGUAAUAUCCCUGGACCGGGAUCUGUUGGGGGAAUCGCUCCAGCUAUCAGUCUGUCUGCUGCUGCUGGGAUCGGCGUGGACGACUUGCGGCGGUUGUGCAUCCUCCGAAUGAGCUUUGUCAAAGGCUGGGGGCCAGACUACCCACGACAGAGCAUCAAGGAGACCCCGUGCUGGAUCGAGAUUCACCUGCACCGUGCCCUGCAGCUUCUAGAUGAGGUUCUGCACACCAUGCCCAUCGCAGACCCGCAGCCUCUGGACUGAGCCCUGCCGAGCCCGCAGGAUGCAGGAGCCAGUUAGAACAGACUUCUACAAAUUUAUGUCGUAACAAAAUGACGUAUUCAGUCUUCGAUCUCCAUAGUCCUUUAGGACAAACUGAAGCUGCAAGUAGAAAUUACAAUAUUUUGAGCUUUGGUUUCAGGCUCUUGCUGUUUUCCUUCACACGUAUCAUGUGAACAGGGCCUUGCUGUUUGUCUUACUCUUACAAGACACUGGAACAAAUAGGAAGACGCAAGCAUUGAUGCAAUAGAAAUGACACCCUGCAACAAGCUCAUCAGUGUUUCAACUUAGAGCACUGUUUUUUAUUUAGAUUUUGAUUUUUUUUUUUUUUUUUUUUUUUAAAUAAACAACCGCUAUUUUAGCACUUAAAUUUUUGUUUUGUUUUGUUUAGAUUUAAUAGAUAUGCUGAAGAGUUGUGUGCAUCUUUUGACUUGUGGAUCUGGUGGGUUUCGUCACCAAAAGUUGAUCUAUGCACACAUGUUGAGCAACAGGUUUAGAUAAAAAAGGAAAAUCGAUAUAGUGACUAUUUUCCAGCACACAAAAAAUACUGAUUCUAUUUUAACACUAAUGACUAAAAAAAUCUAAAACUAUAUUCUGUUUUUGACUUUUCUAAUAUACUUUUUGUUUUUGUUUUUAUUUAUUUUUUUAUCAUAAAGCAAAGUGCAGUAAUGGUGGGUGCGCAGGUACCUAGUAUUUCAUGGUUUAGAAGGGUGUAUUUUGGGGGUACAGAUAUCUUCACAAUUAGGCGAAUAUCAACUACUGCUUUGUAAAUUACAUUUUUAAUGCAUGUGAAUGUUACAAUAAACUAUCGUAAUACACAUUUAGAGAUACCAGACUUCCUUUUUAAAAUGAACCCCAAAAUCUCUUCCUUUUUAUACAAAAACAGUAAAAGGUAUUAACUUAACCAGAGUGGAUCCACACUCAAUUAAAUUCUUUUAUAUGCUUGUAUUCAUUUUUGCAUCCUUGAAGAUUGUCACGGUUUCUGUGUUUUGGUUUUUAAUAAGUCCUGAGUUGCGUUUUGAUGGGCUGAUCCCACAAACUUUAAAAUGAUCCUUGCUACUGUUUUGUAUAGAUGCCACUAGGAGCUCCUUCAGAUUGAAAAGGUUAUUUUUGAAAUUUAAGGGCUGUAGUUACAGAUAUCUCCCUUUCACCUUCUGACUCUUGUUAAUCGAUUGAUUUAAGAAGAAAAAAAAUUAUCAAGUUAGAAAGCAGUGCAUUUAAAUGUUUAAUAUUGAAACCAUCAAAUAUGUAUAUUGAGCUUUCUGUGGGAAUAUAUAAAUGCAUGUUUUCCUUGUAUUUGACUGGUGCUCCCUCUUUUAACCACCUAACUUGAGAGACUAUAUAUGUGUUAACUUCAUUUGUGGUGGCUUUCUAUGCCAGAUUUGUUUUGGUUAGUUUAUUUUUUGUGUGUUUUGUUUUCCUGGAGGAAACCGUUCCCUUUUCACUAUUUUGACUAAGAUUUUUAUUUUAUUUUUUGGUCGUCAACAUUGCGACCUUCAAGACAAAAUGUUAAAAGCAACCAAAUUUAAAUUGUGAGUCAUUUCUUACAAGGUCUGAAUGAGAUCAUAGUGUAUCAAAAUAACCAUUUUUAUGUUUAAUGCUGGUUAGAAGGUAAAAUGUCCAGCUAUGGCCAAAAGUUUUACAUCAUAU